UCUCCCAAAAGACAAAAAAGAAGAACAACCACGACGUUCUGUUCUUAUAGUGUUUUGGUAAACGACAUUGAGAAGUUCGGACUAUACACCUGAAGACUUGGAGCCGACUUUUCCACGACGAGCAGUAUACGCACGCAUUCUACGUUCGUUGCAAGGGACUCAAGAAUCCCUGCCGGAUCCUCACGUGUUAAGCACGUGCAGACAAAGUGCCAGACGAAUAUCAAAGACGAGAGAGUCAGGGGUAUAAGUGGUAUAAGGCGCGACUGAGACGGGGACGACCUAUAAGAGAACAACUACUCAGUCGAGACAUUAUAACUCGAGACUCUCUUCAUCAGCUUUUGGAAUCUUGGAUUAGGAGUCAGUGUUGUCCAAGGCUUGGCCAACCUUGGACCAGGGUUUCCGCGGAGACCUGGGGUGGUCAACUUUAGGGGAUGGACUUUGAGUGAGACCGUCAACCGCAAGUUGGACGACCGACCUGGUCAAUUUUGCGCCUUCCAUUUCCGGAAUUUCAAACCAGCCGGCCACUCUCUACAGAGCAUAUCAGUGGCGCCUUGAUCCCCGGCAUCUGGCUCUAACUGGCUGCGAGAACGAGAACCUCUCUGGCCCAGAAACCAUAGCAACCGACGAGCAGCAUCUGUUGCUUUGUCAUUGUCCUGAUAUUGAAGCUUUGGAACGGCUCCACCAGCUGCAAACUUCUCCCUUUUGGGAACUCGUUCCAAAAAUUAUAAAAGUCCCCCUUUCUCCCGAUCUUUUGGCCUGUCUCCUGUCGACUGUCCUUUCACCAGUUACCAGAUCUUUUUCGUUUCAACGUCUGCUCGUUCAAAACAAACAAAGCACUAGCAAUUACUGCUCUUUUGUCAAAAAAAACUAUUUGGACAUAUCUCUUGCGCUCUCCUAGCAACAGCAUAUCACCAUCUACUACCAAGACUUCGCCUCAUACCACCGUCCGGACUAGAGAUUCCGCUACGACCGUGGUCACUACAUCGCUCACGGCUAUCUUCGCCAAGAGUAAAUAAGAGCUCCAAGGACCGUCCAAAGACCUUGAAAAGCAGCAAACAUGUCCGGCCAGGACAGCAUGUGCGGGGGUGCAAACCCCCUGAAGUCCUUCCAGGACCAGGUUGGCAGAGAUCGCUCUCUGCACCAGGACCGUGCCGUGAACAACGGCACCGCAUCUACUAGCUUCCGGUCGGGCUUUGGCCAGACCACCACCAACGGCGACCAAGAGUUCGCCAACUUCCAGGCCGGCAUGGCCAACCUCCCCUCCCUCCCCGCCAUGCCCGCCCAUCUUAACGGUCCCAUCCCGGGACACCCGUCUUCAUUUGCUGCCCUCGGCCCGCGCCAGCAGCUCGCCCCCGCCCCCGCCAACGUCGCGGCCGUCAGCCCCAACUGGGCUGAAGAGUUCCGCCAGCUCCAGGCCAACAAUAUGGUUCACGCUGCCCCUGCCCCUGCCCCGGCACAUGGUCUGAUGUCUGCUCGUCCCGCUCCCCAUGGUAUCAUGUCUGUCCCUGCCCCUGCCAUGGGGUUUAACACAGCUGCACAGUUCAACCCAAUGUUCCAGCAGCACAUAGCCAUGGGCCCCGCCCAGGCCCAGACUACCGCCCCCGCCACCGCCCAAGAGGCCGAGCAUCCCCUGGUCAAGGAUGCAUUCGACGCACAGUUCGCACAAGUAGAGGCCAAUCAGGAGGCUGUGGACCACCUCCAACGCCACGCGGGCUCGUUCGAGGACGAGAUGGACCAGUGGAUGCAAGAGCAAGAGCACGGCCCGCCCAUGACCGCCGAGGAGCAAGAAGCUGCUAUAGAGCAGUUCCACGACGAGCGCAUGACGAUGAUUGCCGACCAGGAAGACAUGACCCGGAACAAUAACGACGACGACGUCAAUGCCCUGGCCGACGACAUGGCAAAGACCCAUGUCGAUGAUCUGCGACGCACGGCCGGAGAGAUUGUGGACCGUCUGGGAGACGCGCCCCAGUACCAGCAGUCCACCUUCCUAACCCUCAUGCGCAACAUCAUGGACGGCAACGUGACCGUCGACGACGCCCAAGAGGGCUUCGUCACAACCAACGACCACCAGCCGUACACCGGCCACCUCGAGGACCCUGCGUCCGAGGACAAGCAGGAGAAGAACUGAAGGUCGGACGGAGACGUCCCUAUCGAUGUGGUGAGGACUAUCAGGAGGACGUCGUCUUGCUCCGCUCAAGAACUGCGAGACCUUGCCGAGGAGGCCAUCGGCCUGGCAAAAUUCCACUCGCCUCUACCUUCGCCGGCGGCUCGGCCGCCCAUCUAGCAGGUCCCAGCUACGAUGAUCCUACAAAACUGGCCAAAGCCUUUGGGGAACGCAUCACUGUGUGGGCGUUUGCUAUGGGAACCUGAUUUGGGUGUGGAAGCGUGCUAUACGUGUGUCAGUGGACGGAUUUGGGGGGGGCCAUUUGGGUGAUGGGCUGCUUAGUAAUAAAAUGAUUUAUUACUUAAGCAAUAUAUAUAGUGCUCCGUCUGUAUAUAGGAUAGGGUUGUAGAAGACCUGCAUAAGGAAUCA
Molecule: messenger RNA, 2533 nt
Organism: Pyricularia grisea
Lineage: Eukaryota; Fungi; Ascomycota; Sordariomycetes; Magnaporthales; Pyriculariaceae
Exons: 4
Coding region: 1058-2128 (356 amino acids)
Source: RefSeq, a predicted model, not a curated record